Aspergillus versicolor CBS 583.65 is the source of this 502-nucleotide messenger RNA. RefSeq lists its product as uncharacterized. The transcript is spliced from 3 exons. Bases 227 to 409 code for a protein of 60 amino acids. Lineage: Eukaryota; Fungi; Ascomycota; Eurotiomycetes; Eurotiales; Aspergillaceae. The record is from RefSeq and is a predicted model, not a curated record.
AGACGAUGCGCAGGAUGUCGACCGAGAAAUAUCUGAAGUAUAUUGCGCGCGUGCCCAUGAAGUCGGCUUAGCUUGAGCCUGUACUGGCAGCAUUCGACAUCCCCCUCUAUCAAACUCUUGCAAGGUACGGUCCGUCCGUCAGUCAUUCUACUAAGGGCAUCUCGAAAGCAUAUACCCCGGACAACCUGCUACUUACAGAGCCAACAAGCCAGGACAAGAACUAAACAUGCCAUGCCUACAGCGCCCAGAGCACAUGCCCAUACACAAGCCUGCCCUGCCCAACCCAGACAAGAUAGCCAGAGAGCCCAACGGUCGAAAGAAAACCCAAGCACCUAAAACCCAUAGCCGGAUCCUGAGCCCGAGCCCGAGCGAAUUGGCCGUAAGCUACCAGAGCCCGAGCGACUCGUAGCGUUCAGUCAAGACAUACCUUUAGUAUUGGAUUAUAUAGUCUUCGGUCCGAGAAUAAGUCAGCUAGGACUGUCUUUAUAAUGAAGCGUUUUGG